AUGGCAACAGGAGACAUAAAAAACAAUUUGCGUAAACUUCAGUCAGAGAUUAAGUUGUUGAAAUAUCCUGAGACGGCUGACGUCGCUGGAUUAUCAAAAGGAGUUCCAACAGCUUUCUUACCAAUUUAUCACUAUGCCUUUACUCAGUAUAGUUCUGCUGUUGCUGCAAAAAUAGCUGAGAUGGAUAUAGAGUUAUUCGGAAAGUCAGAUCUCCGUUUUAUGGAAGCCGUAUAUAAGAUACUACGAGACAUGUUUAAAUAUAAACCACUGAUAUCUAAAGACCAGUUUUUCUCCUCGGGGUUUGCUGAACGUAAAGUUAUCAUGACAACAGAAAUUCUAGGGUUGAUUCGAGCCAAGAAAAAGGAACUGCAGCCAACACCUAGAGGGUCUACUAGUCUCAGAGUUAACUCUUCAAUGGAUUCUCUUAAUUCUGUAAGUUUCAUUAGAUACUGCAAAUGA
Lottia gigantea (owl limpet) is the source of this 459-nucleotide messenger RNA. RefSeq lists its product as hypothetical. The coding region runs from base 1 to 459 and encodes 152 amino acids. The record is from RefSeq and is a predicted model, not a curated record. Gene Ontology annotation, cellular component: spindle pole; centrosome. The transcript has 3 exons. Lineage: Eukaryota; Metazoa; Mollusca; Gastropoda; Lottiidae.